Messenger RNA from Elaeis guineensis (African oil palm), 3045 nucleotides. Its product is annotated as protein TORMOZ EMBRYO DEFECTIVE. Gene Ontology annotation, molecular function: protein binding; U3 snoRNA binding. The record is from RefSeq and is a predicted model, not a curated record. Gene Ontology annotation, biological process: endonucleolytic cleavage in 5'-ETS of tricistronic rRNA transcript (SSU-rRNA, 5.8S rRNA, LSU-rRNA); endonucleolytic cleavage to generate mature 5'-end of SSU-rRNA from (SSU-rRNA, 5.8S rRNA, LSU-rRNA). Gene Ontology annotation, cellular component: small-subunit processome; 90S preribosome; nucleolus. NCBI's taxonomy places the organism in Eukaryota, Viridiplantae, Streptophyta, Magnoliopsida, Arecales, Arecaceae.
CAAAACCCUCUCAAACCCGCUGCUCUUCCUUCCGUGUUCUCCCUGCCCCCCUCGCCGGGACCUCCCAAACCAUCGCAAGAAUCACGGCCGCCAUCGAUGGCGACGCCAUCUCUGGUUGGCCUGAAGCGGAACUACCGGUGCGUCUCCUCGCUGCAGCAGUUUUACAGCGGGGGCGCCUUCGCCGUCUCCUCCGACGGCUCCUUCCUCGCCUGCGCCUGCGGCGAGCAGAUCAAGGUCGUUGACACUGCUGAUGCCUCCGUUCGGGCGACCAUCGAGGGCGACUCCGAGGCCGUCACCGCCCUCGCCCUCAGCCCCGACGACCGCUUCCUCUUCUCCGCGAGCCACAGUCGUCUGAUUCGCGUCUGGGACCUUUCCUCCCUCAAGUGCAUCCGUUCUUGGAAGGGACAUGAUGGUCCAGUGAUGGGCAUAGCAUGCCAUUCUUCUGGCGGAUUGAUUGCUACAGCAGGGGCAGAUAAAAGGGUCUGUGUCUGGGAUGUGGAUGGUGGCUUUUGCACACAUUUCUUCAAAGGUCACCAAGGUGUUGUGACGAGCAUUGCAUUCCAUAGUGAUCCAAACCGCUUACUACUUUUAUCAGGAAGUGAUGAUGCAAGCAUACGAGUUUGGAAUCUUGAAAGUAAAAAGUGUGUUGCAGUGAUGGAAAAACACUUCUCGCCGGUGACUUCCUUGGCACUAUCUGAAGAUGGACAAACUUUGCUCAGUGCUGGAAGAGAUAAGGUCGUGAAUAUAUGGGACCUGCAUAAUUAUAUCUUUAAGAUCACAAUACCGACAUAUGAGAUGGUGGAAACUGUUUCCGUUAUUCAAUUGGGGACUAGCUUGUCAGCUUGUUUGGGCCUGUCUGAAUUGCCAGCUGGGAAGAGAAAAGCAAGUAGUUCGCCAAUUUAUUUUUUGACAGUCGGUGAGCGUGGAAUUGUACGCGUGUGGAACUCAGAAGGUGCAGUUUGUAUGUAUGAGCAGCAAUCUUCAGAUGCAACUCUUAGCUCAGAUGAGGAAGACUCCAGAAGAGGAUUUACAUCAGCUGUGAUAUUACCGUCGGAUCAAGGAUUGCUCUGUGUUACUGCCGACCAGCAGUUUCUGUUUUAUUCCCCUAUCAAAUCUGUUGAAGGGGAAUUUGAGUUGAACCUGUGCAAACGUCUUGUUGGUUAUAACGAAGAGAUUCUUGAUAUGAGGUUCUUGGGUGGAGAUGAACAGUAUCUUGCUGUGGCUACAAAUUUGGAACAGGUGCGAGUUUAUGAUGUUGCAUCCAUGUCAUGUGCUUAUGUAUUGUCAGGGCACACAGAUAUUGUUGUGUGCCUUGACACAUGCAUUUCAAGUUCAGGGAGGACACUAGUGGUAACUGGAAGCAAGGACAAUAGUGUGAGAGUGUGGGACAUUGAAAGCAGACAUUGCAUAGGUAUUGGUAGAGGCCAUAUGGGAGCUGUUGGAGCAGUUGCUUUUUCGAAGAAACGGAAGAGUUUUUUUGUUAGUGGCAGUUGUGAUCGUACAAUUAAAGUGUGGAGUAUGGAAGGUGUUGCUGAAGAUGCUGAUCAGGAGAUUGUACUAAAAGCAAAAGCUGUUGUAGCUGCACAUGAUAAAGACAUUAAUUCUCUUGCUGUCUCCCCGAAUGAUAGUCUUGUUUGCAGUGGUUCUGAGGAUCAUACUGCUUGCUUAUGGCGGCUUCCCGAUCUGGUAUCUGUAGCUGUACUUAAGGGGCACAGGAGGGGAAUUUGGUCUGUGGAGUUCUCUCCAGUAGAUCAAUGUGUAAUGACAGCUUCUGGUGAUAGAAGCAUAAAAAUAUGGGCUGUUUCUGAUGGUUCAUGCUUAAAAACAUUUGAAGGCCAUACUUCAAGUGUGUUACGAGCCUCAUUUCUUUCACGUGGAACCCAGUUUGUUUCAUGCGGUGGUGAUGGCUUGGUCAAGCUAUGGACAAUCAAAUCAAAUGAGUGCAUUGCUACUUAUGAUCAACAUGAAGGCAAGGUUUGGGCAUUGGCUGUUGGCAGGAAGACAGAAAUGCUGGCUACUGGUGGUACUGAUGCCAUUGUUAAUUUGUGGCAUGACUGUACUGCUGCAGAUAAGCAGGAAGCCUUUCAUAAAGAAGAGGUUGCAAUAUUAAGAGGUCAAGAACUGGAAAAUGCUGUAUCAGCUGCUGAUUAUAUAAGAGCAAUUCAACUUGCAUUUGAACUUCGAAGACCGCAUAAGCUCUUUGAAUUGUUUUCACAGCUAUGCAGGAUAAGAGACACUGAAGAUCCAAUAGAGAAAGCUCUUAGUGGUCUUGGGAAGGAAGAAUUGCGAGUGCUUCUUGAAUAUGUUCGUGAAUGGAAUACAAAGCCCAAACUAUGUCAUGUGGCACAGUUUGUGCUUUUUCAGAUUUUCAGUAUCUUUCCUCCAACUGAGAUUAUGGAGAUCAAAGGCGUUAGUGAACUCCUCGAGGGCCUAAUACCGUACUCACAGAGACAUUUCGGCAGGAUUGACAGGCUCGUAAGAAGCACUUUUUUGUUGGAUUAUAUUCUAACAAAAAUGUCUGUUAUAGAUCCUGAAACUGGCACAUUGCCAACAAAAGCCGAGUCUAUGUUGCUCUCAGAAAAUGAUUUGAAAGUUGAACAAGGGUUGCCCAAAAUCAACGAUCAAAUAGAUCAUACCUAUGAGAGUGGUCACAAUGAUCCAAUUCUGGUCUCUGAGAUUGAGGAAAAGGUUGCUUCCAAGAAAAGAAAAUCCAGGAAAUCAAAAGGAGGCUCACUGAAGAAAGUCAAGGUGGCUUCACAUGAGGAUGGCUCUGUUAUUUCAGUGGAGGCUUAAUUUUUUUUUUCCCCGGCUUGCGCACCCCUUUGUUCACGAGGCUCAGAUGCCCUGCAUUGUUGUACUAUUUAGCUUUGCGUGCUUUUACUUUUUCCUUUUCCUUUUAAUGUUUUUGUUUCCUGACAAAAUUGUACAACUUCUGGCCAGCAAUUUAUUGCUCUGGACUGUAAGCUCAGGCACGUUUGUAGAUCGUGAAAUUGGUGGGUGACAGAUUAUUUGUUUUAAUGUUAUACCAUUGCUUUUACUGUUUCA